AAUCAACAAAAAAGCAUUGUUGUUGAUGUUGUACCUAUGAUUUUGAUGAUUACAAUUGAGUGACUAAUUAAUUUAUUUAAGUGUGUAGUUAAAUUGCCAAUAUACUGCAAAGAAGUUAAGCCGGCUCUCCUAACAAUCCUGCAACUCGAGCUUUGCGUCCUGCAGGGCAUUUAAUGACCCCCAACGGCUAGAAACGGCUAUUUUCGAGCAAAGGGCUAUAAAUAUGGUUGUGGUGGUGUGGGGAGGGCUUUAGGCUGUCGAUUGAGAGGGAUGGCAUGGUGUGGGGGCUGUGGAGAGGAAGAGGAUCGGAGAGCAGGUUUCUCUUAUUGGGUUAGGAUUAGGUUCAUGAUUGGGAGAAGCUGGUGACAUUAUUUUCAACGGAAGAAUGGGAAAGAGGGAGUGGUAUGGCAGGGAUAAGCUUGGCUUUCGGUUGGUUUGUAGGGGCGAUGUGAGGAGAGAUUGCUCCAGAUUUUUCAUUUCAGUCUUUGUGGAUUAAUCUUUUCAUAUAUUUAAGUUUGCUCUUUUCUCUCUUCCCCUUUCCGUAACUCAGACUUUUCUUUGUUUCUACCUAGGUUUAGCCCUGGAGGAUUACAAUACCUAGCUGGGUGGAAUAAGAAGAAACAGAGGAAGAUGUUGAUCCAUCGAUAUGACACUCCCUUUUCGUUAGUUUUUUACCUAUUUUACUUUUCUAUUUACUUAUUUCAGAUGAUUUGUGGGUUACUAACAUCUUGGUUUUUGGAAAUUGUGAUAAUGAGAAUGCUGGAGGGUUUUUGGAGAUUGUGAUGAUGGAGGAGAAUGCCGGGGCUGACAAGGUAGAAAAGGGUUAGCUUCAUCUUGGGCUCUUUACAAAGUAUUACAAAUAUCAGAUUUGCUAUCAUAGUUAAUAAAUUAACUUUCAAGCACUGCACUAUACUAUGAGUAUAUUUUUCUCCUUUUAAGUUUCUUACAACUAGCUAACUUAUAGGAGAUACCCACUUAUGCAACAGCAGCUGCAAAGAAACCCUCUAUGAUUUCGCUGUAAAGGUAGGUGUUUGGAGCUUGGAAAAAACUUCUUUUUCCCUUCUUUUGUCUGUAAUGUUGGGAGGUUUUCAAUUAAUUUGUUGCUGUUUUUCAUGAAUUUUCUUCAUCCAAUUGGUUAUAAAGAGCAAGCGGUUUGUUAUUUUCUGUGCAGAUAUUGAUGGGAAGGAUGUUAUUUGAUUUCCCUUUUUAGCUAACUGAUUUAGUGCUUCUUGCACUUAUUUACCAAUGAUGACUAUUUUUUCUUUCUUUUUUUGGAAACCUUUUUUCUUGUUGUGAUUAGUUUGAUUUUGGUUUCUUUUUUGGAAAAAACAAUGAUUUCAUAGUUGCUAAUGAUUAGGGGUUAGGGGGGAGUGUUGUUUCUUUUCUGUAACUGGUUGAGAGGCAUAGUUUGGUUUGAAUUGGAUUUGUUGGUUACGCUGAUGAUGACUUUGAUCUUCACCUCUUCACUUCUCUUUCUUCUUUUUUUUGUGUUUUUUCCCUACUUCUCCUGCUUCUGUUUGUUGAGUUCAUAUUCAUUCUGUGAUUUGUUGUUUUCUUUUUUUUAAAAUUUCUGAUUGUUUAUUUGAGCCUUUGAGAGGUUAUUUAAUGUUUUUAUCUUUCUUUUUUUUCCUGUCAUUUUUGUUGGAUUAGUGAUUUUAUUGAUUGUUUGAAGGUAUGUCUUAUGACUGCUGAAUGAGUAGUCUGUUUUUUUAUUUGGAUAUUAGAAGCUAACCUUGUGUUCGUCUAUUACAUGUUGCCAUGUACUAGCAUCCCA
Molecule: messenger RNA, 1774 nt
Organism: Rubroshorea leprosula
Lineage: Eukaryota; Viridiplantae; Streptophyta; Magnoliopsida; Malvales; Dipterocarpaceae
Source: the annotation of a GenBank genome assembly